AUGAACGACGUCCAACAUCUGACAUCCAGCCGUGGGGGGCCCUAUGCGGAGGUUGGUGCGAGCUCGGGGCCUUCAAUGUCACAACUUUCAGGAGAGACAUGCCGAACGGAGACAGUCCAGGUUCCGCGGUCACCUCAGCCACUGUCCUUGCAAAUUGACGGGCUGAAUGCGCGAAUCUUUGACAGGGGCGACGAUGCGCUCAGUCGCGUCGAGUCGUCUGAGCGCGGCAGCGACACCUCUGCUGACCCCCGUCGUCCUGAACUACAGUCCGCUAGCACCGUCACAGACUCCUUCUCAAGCCUUCCCUUGUCCUCUUUGCAUGACGAUAGCCGCUCUAUGGAGAUCGAAAACUCCCAAACCUCGAAUGAAGAGGACCAAACACCCAAGGCGUAUUCCCGUUCCGAAGUACCUCCGCAUAUCGAUGAAAAUGGAUCAAUAAAUGCUUCAGCAGGGAUAAAGAAGGAAGGCAAUUGGUCUUUAUCGCCCUUACAAUCCACGGAGGCUUCAGAUCUGCCAUCCAGUAAUGAGUCGCACUUCAAACCAGGACAUAAAAGAACAGCAACCGGCGAUAUCAAGCCAAUGUCUUCGGGCCUGGCUGCGCCUGAUGCCCUUGAAAACGGAGCUCAAAGGCGUCGCUCAAAAACCAUUGGGGCGUCUGCCCAUGGAAGUAGAAUCGCGCAGUUAUCGGUCCAUAUCCGCACGCGACUAUCAUAUGCAGCAGCCAAGAUUGAGAAGUCUCGGCAAACGCGUGAUACCAAAACCCAGGAUGCUAUUCGUGAAUUAGAAAAGUUAGUAUCAGAGACUCCCAGCGCCGCAUCAACGCCAGGUCUGAAGCCAUCGCCUUAUUUGCAAUCACCACAACCAACGACUCAUGCUCGCCCUCACCUUUCUCAUCAAAGAUCUCAGUCCACCAUGUCAUCCAGCAGACUCACGAAUAUUCCUAAAUUAGCGCCCCCGGUUGACAUCGUUCCAUCAAAUGGCGAUACUAACCGACGACGGCCCAACCCCAAUACUGUUGCCAAACAUCAUGAUUAUAGCCCAUAUGCUCGCCACCGCCGACACCAUUCGCAUCAAGAGCCUUCAUUAGCCAGAUUAUCAUCACCGGUCCUCGGAACGGGGACUCCACGUAUUCCGCCAUCUUCUCGCAUGACAUUGUCAGCACAGCAUGAAUUCUUCAAAUCACACACCCAAAACACCUCCAUGGAACAAGACGCCAUAGAGACUCUCAUUUUCAUGUCCAGUCCAGAGAAUUCAGGCUACCGCUCAAGCCCUCGGGACCUGCAGCCUGCAGCGACCCAAGCCAGCUUGAAUGAAUCCCUCUUCUCGAACGGACAUGGAGGACCGGCCGACCAGAGCCAAAGUUCGCAAAGUGACAGAUCCCUCAACGGUCGCAGCUUCGAGCUGAGACCCGCUGGGUUGGGUCUCGAGGCGGACGCAGGAGAUGCAAUUGAUCGUAUCUUGGACCAAAUGGACAGCGAUAGCGAAGAUGAUACGCGGUAUGCCUCGCAUCGUCAUAGAGCUUAUAUGCCGCCAUCCUCGAGGAAUCAUGCACCACCGAGAUAA
Molecule: messenger RNA, 1563 nt
Organism: Penicillium chermesinum
Lineage: Eukaryota; Fungi; Ascomycota; Eurotiomycetes; Eurotiales; Aspergillaceae
Exons: 2
Coding region: 1-1563 (520 amino acids)
Source: RefSeq, a predicted model, not a curated record